Molecule: messenger RNA, 348 nt
Organism: Schizosaccharomyces japonicus yFS275
Lineage: Eukaryota; Fungi; Ascomycota; Schizosaccharomycetes; Schizosaccharomycetales; Schizosaccharomycetaceae
Exons: 1
Coding region: 1-348 (115 amino acids)
Source: RefSeq, a predicted model, not a curated record
AUGAUGACAAUAUGUAUUAUUGCUACUAUACACUAUUCUGUGAGCAAUAUUUGUGAAUGCGGGAACAAACUCUUUUGUUGUGUCUUAUCAGGCGCCUUGUCAAAAUCUAACGCAGUCUUUGGAAUUCCAUUGUGGCUGUUACUUUUGAGUAGUGACAAGCUGGUUUUCUUCUUUUGUUUCCUUUUCCCAGUCUCCGUUACUGAACAAAGAAAGAACAAAGACUUAUCCGCGAGUGGGGUGCGAAACGUGACGGUGAACGGACAAUUGUGCUCUUGUCACAAUAGAAGAUACAAUAGAACAGUUGUUAAAAGCGAAUUAUUGUUUGAACACUGGUUUUGUAGAACAUGA